Molecule: messenger RNA, 5075 nt
Organism: Carassius gibelio (silver crucian carp)
Lineage: Eukaryota; Metazoa; Chordata; Actinopteri; Cypriniformes; Cyprinidae
Product: serine/threonine-protein kinase SBK1-like
Exons: 5
Coding region: 1386-2576 (396 amino acids)
Biological process (GO): peptidyl-serine phosphorylation; peptidyl-threonine phosphorylation
Molecular function (GO): protein serine/threonine kinase activity; ATP binding
Source: RefSeq, a predicted model, not a curated record
UUAAUGUGCAGUAGAUGUGGGCUCACUGGUUAGAUAUUAGUAGAAGUUUUGUACCUGUGCAUUCAGGCCCAUAUUUUAUAAGACCUCAUGUUUCUUGAAAAAAAAAAAAAAAAACAUGUCGACCUGGAUAAAGUAAGGAGACAGCAACUUAAACUAGGACAAAAAGUGUGAGGCAGAGGAUGAGAGAAAAUGUAAUGAAAGGAGAAACAGAGGCGUAACACAAUGCAGAGGUGAGAUUAUUAUGUAUACGGGCUUUCAGACGCCUGUCAAAACACAACAACAAUACAGAAAAUAUACAAAUAUAAAGUUUAACCAAAAUACGGACUUUAAAGCAACAUUUGUUAUAUUUUUGAAAUGUUGCUUAUUAAUUAUUUUUUUUUUUUUAAUAAUUAAAAAAAAAAACGUACACUUUUUCAUUUCGACUUGUUGUCUAGACAGUAUUUGUAACGCGGGAGGUGUGACAGUGGAGCUGAGGAUCCAAAUGCAGGCUUUAUUGCAAGAGUGGUCAAAACAGCAAUAAACAUGUAUAAUCCAGGGCAGACAAAAGAGUAAUCCAAUAAAGGAGCAAUGGUCAGGGCAGGCAGCAAAUGAUCACAAAACCAGAAAACAGUCCAGGGUUAAAAAACAAGACAAAGAACAAAGAAAACACAGGAACCGAAUGCUAAAGGCUAACAAUACUAGCAAUGAGUGAGUGUAAAACCAGGCUAUAAACAGGGUGAAACUGAUGAGGAAUCAAGACACAAGUGAAUGCUUUUAGAGUUGAUGAGUCCGGCAAAGGAUUAUGGGAAAUGUAGUCUGGGAUAGAGUGUCAAGAGUCAGAGGUGGAGUGCCCUCUGGUGGAGUUCAAAGGCACUCCAGCAGGAGAUCAAGACAUUAUUUCUCAUUUUCAUUUAGUUAGACAUACUACUAAAAUGACUAAAACCAAAGUAAAAAUGAUAAAAACUAUGGACAUAUAUAAAAAAGAUGACAAAAACAACUAAAUUAACAUUAAACUAAUACAGGUAUUCUUAUAACACUGGAUGCAUAAUAACACUGGAAUGAGAACUUGGAUGAAAAAUGUGCUUGAAUGUCAGAAUGCAAAGCAGAUCUAAAAAUAACUUCCAUGUUCUGCAUUAAAUUGGGGGUGAAAAUGAAGCCUGAAUGACGGGACACUGCUGGCUCGAGGGGCUCUUGUGAUCAUGUGAACAUGGGAACAAGAGACUGGCUUGCACAUCUGACAUCCCUAAAGGGACCCUGGAUGCUGCGAGACACAGACGCGCCGAGCACCAGCGCUGUUCCUCCAACCUCUGAGAGCGGAAACGCAAUGAAAACGUCAUGCAUUUUUGGAUGCUCAGCAGACGAGGGAUGAAUUUCUAGCCGGGUUGAGAUCAGGACGCGGCGUUUGGAUGCAGGAACAUGAGGAAGAGAGACAGCAGGGCACCAGCAGUGCCCAGGUGGGGGUUCUCCCAGAGGGACGGGGCAGCGCUCCGGUCGAGGACAUGCAGGCGCUGUCAAUCACGUCUCUCUCCACCUCGGAGCUGGAACAGCAGUAUGAGCUGAUCACUCCUUUAGGAAAGGGCACCUACGGCAAAGUCGACUUGGUAGUGCAUCGGACACAGGGUACUAAACUGGCUCUGAAGUACGUGAGUAAGAACAAGACAAAGUUGCGUAGUUUUCUGCGUGAGUACAGUUUGACGGCCGCGCUGGGCUGCAGCCCGUUCAUCAUCAAGGUCCUGAACACGCUGUUUGAGACGGAGGACAGCUAUGUGUUCGGACAGGAGUACGCACCUGCAGGGGAUCUGUUCGACAUCAUCCCACCUCAGGCCGGUUUGCCGGAGGAGAUGGUCAAGCGCUGCGUUCAGCAGCUGGGUUUGGCUCUGGACUUCAUGCACAGCAAGAGUCUCGUCCAUCGGGACGUGAAGCCAGAAAAUGUUCUGCUUUUCGACCGCGAGUGUCGACGCGUGAAAUUGGCAGAUUUGGGAAUGACACGGCGGGCAGGCAGCCGGAUCAAGAGGAUCAGCGGCACCAUCCCAUACACCGCCGCCGAGGUGUGCCAGGCCUCGGUAUCGGAGGGAAUCGUGGUGGCGACGACCCAGGACGUGUGGGCUUUCGGAGUUCUGCUGUUCUGCAUGCUGACUGGAAACUUUCCCUGGGAAGCUGCAUUGCCUAACGACGCAUUCUUUUCGGAAUUUCAGCGAUGGCAGCGGGGGGCGUUUCCUCCCGGCGUUGUUCCCUCACAAUGGCGACGGUUUUCAGAUGAUGCUUUGCGCAUGUUUGGCCGGCUGUUGGCGUUGGAGCCGGAGCGGCGCUGUGGGGUUAAAGAGGUCUUCUACUUCCUUAAAUACGAUCUACUCAAUCAUCACCGCCGCAGAGCUUCCUGUAGAGCGCCUAGGGGCGGUUCCACACAUUGCUCCGCCCACAGACACGCAGAGCCCUCUCCACCUUCAGGCACUUCCUGUCUACGCCCCACCCCCCUCAAACGUAGCAUCCUGUCCGAACCACAUUCUUCUAGGGAGGAGUCCUCCAAAAGCCCGUCUCCCAACCGUCAAGACAAGAGCAAAGUGAUGAUGACCACUCCCAUUGAGAUUUGUGUAUGAAGCCCAAACUAGAUAUAGCCGCAAAAAAGGUAGCAAUAUUACUUCAGAACUACACAGGAACAGUUAUGAAAGUUAAUAGAACUGCCAUAAAUGUAGGUCUAGCAAAACUAUGAAACCUGGUUGAUUUAGAGUAAAAGACAGGUCACUUUAGCACUAGAAACGAAUCUGUUUCACUAGGUAAACAUACUGAAUUCAUUAAAACUGCUUUCAUUUUAAAGGAAUAGUUCACUCCAAAAAGAAAUGGAAAUUUUGUCAUCGUUUACCUCAUGUCGUUCCAAACCCAUAGGAUUUUCUUCUUCCGUGGAUCAUGAAUAAAGAAAUACUGCACGAUGCUCCAUAAUGGAUCCUGAAAUGACAUAAAAGCACCAUAUUCUGAGUCCUCUAAAGCCAUCAUAGAUUUAUGUGAGAAAAAGUCCAAAAUUUAAGCCAUUAUUGACCAAAAAUGGCAAAAAUUGUACUUGUAGGAGUACAGCAGCUGGGUAAGUAAACUUAAAUUUAGACAGAUUUGUACCUUAUUUACCCCUAAAAGGUGCAUAUCAGUACCAUAGUGUACUAUAAUUUAUUAAUAUGCACCAAUGUAGGUAAAUUUAGUGGCAUUUAUUCACCUAAGGUACAAUUUGUGCAUUUUUUUCCUGCAUUGUGUCUGGUCAUUGACAUCAGUUCUAAUGUAUCUCCAUGUUUUCAUUUCGAAUUGAAUUAUAUUUGAGAGAUACUAUUUUUUGUGGUCUGUUUCUCACUCAAAGCUGAUCAUCAUGUGGUUUUACAAGACUUAGAAUAUAUUUUAUGAGUCGUAUAAACUACUUUUAUAGUGCUUUUUUGUCUUUCUUGAAGCAAGUGCUAUUUUAGUAUCAUUGAUAUACUAUUAUAGUUUUUUGUUGGUAUUUUGAAUAGGAUUUUAUUUUUAGAUUCUUUAUGGUUUUGAAUUGAGUUAAUAUUUUCAGUAAUUUUGCUGUGUGUGUCUAUAUUAUAUUAGUUUUUAGUUUUAGCUAUUUAAGUACUUCAACUUAAAGUAAAUGAAAAUGACUUUGACAACUAGCUGAAAUAAAAUAAGCUUAAGUUUAUAUAUAUAUUCAUUUAAGGAAUUUUUUAUGGUUUUAUUUUUAAAUGACAUGACAGAGUAAAUAAUGUAGAGUGAACUAAACCUUUAAUAUAAAGAGGCUUCUAGGGCUGCGCGAUCAAUCAAAAUAAAUUCAUAAUUGUGAUAUGGCUUAGUGCGUUAAUCAACUUUUAAAGGACACAGUUUAAAUAAAAUUAAAUAGAACCAAAAAUAAAAUACAAUUGUUAUUUUGUUUUUAAAUAAAUACUUUUAAUUAAAACGUAAAAUUAUAAAUUAUUAUUUUAAAAUAUUUUAAAUUUUACAGUGAAAUAACAUGUAAUAAUAUUAUAAAAUUUUAGUUUUUUUUUAUUUAGUAAUAAAUAUAAUCAUACCAGAAAAAUACUAAUUAUUUUCAUAUAUAUCACAAAAAUUUUAGGACGAAUUCUCUGGCCCAAUUAAAAUUUUUGACCAAAACACAAAUUUAAUCAGAAAAAAAAGAUUUUUUUUUUUUUUUUUUUUUUUUUUCCAAAUCGCACAGGCCUAGUCGAUUCCUUUUUUUUUUCAUUAGCACUUAAUUUUCCUAUAGUGCACUAUUAAGCUUAUUAAGAUAUGAAGAUAUGAAGAUUGAACGCUACCUUUUCUUGGUGGAUCAUCAUGUGACUUUCAAACCAGCCUAUGACAGAAUCAUACACGUGCACCAAUCGAAGAAUAAGAUAUACGAUUUUAUAUUGGAUUUUUUUUAAGUUUUAGGAGACGACCGGAUGUCAUGAUGACCUGGAGACUGACUGGAUGGACUUCCCAAAAGACAAAAGACAUUUUAUUCAGUCUUCAAAGCUUCCUCUCCUGAGUAACAGUCUCCGUAGAUCACUGGGACUUUAUUAUUUCUCUUUGGAUUCAAAGUGUGCAUUCAAACAGAUCUUUGAAGAGAUGCAUCAGGAGGUUUUAGAUAAACAGUGAUAUCUUAACAGCGAAAUUGAGGACAAUCUCUUGUGUUUUUCUCGUAUAAUGGGUCAAUUAGGUAAAAACAUGAGAGCAUCUGCUCUCUAGUACGUUGUGACUUGUGUUUCGUCAGGUAGUGCUAAUUCAUAGCUUCUUUUGUAUCAGAGAACAAACAAUCAAUUAACUAACCUCUACAGAAACUCUUUUUAGUCUUAGAUUAAAGUGUUUCUUUACAUAGGAUGCAUUCGAUAUUGAUUUAGGUGGUAUAGAGCAGUUCAAGUCUUAUGUUUGAGGUAUGUAUGUUGCAAAUGAGCACAAGUAAUUAUUCAAAAACAAACUCAAGUACAGAUAAAAAUAAAUACCAAUACAUUUAGCUCUUUUUCAUGUUCAUUAAUGGGUUAUUCAAAUGAUCUUGGAAAUUUGAUCUACAGUAGUUGGUUUGAUGUUAUUUAGCUGCUUUAAGGAUUGUCAUACAGUCGUAGAUUGUUCUGAAUGAUAAACAGAUUAAAUGCACAUCAAAUUGC